Molecule: messenger RNA, 1025 nt
Organism: Haliotis rubra (blacklip abalone)
Lineage: Eukaryota; Metazoa; Mollusca; Gastropoda; Lepetellida; Haliotidae
Product: probable methyltransferase-like protein 24
Exons: 6
Coding region: 23-955 (310 amino acids)
Source: RefSeq, a predicted model, not a curated record
UUCACCCACAAACUGAAGAGCCAUGAUGCCGGUACAGUUUUCGAAAGGCCGGGUGCUGCUGGCUUUUGUGCUGAUGUCUUUUAUGGUGUUUGCAAUGUUCAAAUGGACCAAUCUCAAGAACAUCCAGAUUGUCUACAUGAAUAGUGGAGGUUCCCAGGAAAAUGUACCAGCACCUGCCCAGACAGCAACGCCUGCUGUGAUAUCAAAUCCAGUGCCAGGAGGACAACCCAUGCCCACACUGCAGGUGUUGAAGACAUUAGACAGACGGCAGCUGUCACAGAUAUACCACAAUUAUGUCAACAGCGUUCAGUUUUCGUGUAAGAAGAUGGUCAGGCGAGGCAACGUCGGUGACGGUGGCUGGAACGUUUGUGAAGACCCUCCAUAUAACAUCAAGACACCCUGCAAUAUUUACUCCUUUGGGAUCAAUUACGACUGGAGUUUCGACGAUGCAGUAGCUACAGCCUACGGCUGCCAUAUCCACUCGUAUGAUCCAAGCAUGACAAAAGUGAAAGAUCACGAUAGAAGACCAAACCUUCACUUCCACCGUACAGGCCUCAACGUAUCUGAUGAAACGAAUACAAUGGGCUGGCGCAUGCGCACAUUCAGCUCCAUCCUGAAGGAAAAUGGCCACUCGCAGGCCGUGAUCGACCUACUGAAGAUUGACAUUGACUAUUCCGAAUGGUGGGCAUUUCCAGAGAUGCUGAAAAGCGGGGCUCUGAAAAAUGUGAAACAGUUUUGUUUUGAGAUUCACGUCAAGCUGAAAUCUCACCCAGAGCCGGACAUAGACAAGUACCUGAGAGGUCUGGAGCUGCUGAGAGACUUCUAUAAUGCUGGAUUUAGGAUAUUCCAUACAAAUAAAAACAUGGAUGCCAAAUACAAGUCAAUGUUUGGCAUGGAGCGAACAGGUUGCCAUGAGAUUUACAUGGUGCGCAGUGACACACAGACAUUUGGGUAAAGAUCUGGUGACCAAGCUAACAUCUAAUGCAAUUUGGUAAAAGAGGGUCAUUUCAGGUCUCUAAAAAGGU